Molecule: messenger RNA, 1752 nt
Organism: Nerophis ophidion (straightnose pipefish)
Lineage: Eukaryota; Metazoa; Chordata; Actinopteri; Syngnathiformes; Syngnathidae
Product: zinc finger protein 629-like
Exons: 3
Coding region: 186-1535 (449 amino acids)
Biological process (GO): regulation of transcription by RNA polymerase II
Molecular function (GO): RNA polymerase II cis-regulatory region sequence-specific DNA binding; DNA-binding transcription factor activity
Source: RefSeq, a predicted model, not a curated record
CAAGCGGCGGCAAAUCGCGUAAAGACCAAGAUGGCUGACGUCUUGUUUGUGUCUGUACGAGUUUACCGCCAUACGCUUUUAAAUUCAGCAACAAAUACAUCAAAUGUCAUAUUUUUUACGCCCACGAAACGGACAUUGAGUUUGGAGCGAGUGAAGUGAAGUGAAGAUUAAAGACUUGAUAGAAAAUGGACGACUACUGCUAUGCUAAGAUGGCGACGCCAUGUAAAAAACAACAUGAAAGAGAAUUAGAACCUUCCAGAAAAUCACCAACGGAGAUAAAGACGAAACCCGAGGAUAAAGACGUCCAGCAGCUGAUUGGUCAUCCAGAAAAACGUCUUCCUCAGUCAGGCAGGAGCUCCACUUUGAAGCAGGAGACUCCACAACCACCCCACAUUAAAAAGGAAGAGGAGGAACUAUGGAUCACUCAGGAGGGAGAGUGUCUUCUAGGACCGCCAGAGGCUGAUCUCACCAAGUUGCCACUGACUGUUGUCUCUGUGAAAACCGAAGAUGAUAAAGAGAAACCACAAGUAGACAACCUCUUAGCUCCACUAUCAGAUAGUGAGGCUGAUGACGAGGUUGAAGUAACUUUGAGCAGCGAUACAGACUGUGAAGACGUCCAUCAGCUGAUUGGUCAUUCAGGAGAACUCCUCCCUCAGACUUUGAAGCAGGAGACUCCACAACCAUCCAGCAUUAAAAAGGAAGAGGAGGAGCUCUGGAUCACUCAGGAGGGAGAGUGUCUUCUAGGACGAGAGGAAGCUGAUCUCACCAAGUUUCCACUGACUGUGAAGACUGAAGAUGAUGAAGAGAAACCACGACUAGACAACCUUCGUAAGGCUGAAGACGAGGUUGAAGUACCUUUGAGCGGCAAUACAGACUGCGAAGGUGAUAUGAGGACUCACACUCACAACAAACAAUUUGAAUGCUCUAAAAAUAUAAGAGGUAAAGAGCGUUUCAGCUGCUCGGUUUGUGCUAAAAGCCUGACGAGGAAGAUAGAUCUGACUCAACACAUGAGAACGCACACAGGAGAAAAACCAUUUAGUUGUUCCGUUUGCGGUAAGAGCUUUUCUCAAAAAGGCAAUGUGACGCAACACAUGAAAACACACACAGGGGAAAAAACAUGUAUAUGUUCAGUUUGUGGCAAAUACUUUUCUCAAAAAAGCAAUUUGGUUCAGCACAUGAGAACACACACGGGAGAAAAACCAUUCAGUUGCUCGGUUUGCGCUAAAAGCUUUUCCCAGAACAACAGUUUGACUCUACACAUGAGAACGCACACCGGAACAAAACCAUUUACUUGCUCAGUUUGUGAUAGAAGCUUUUCCCAAAAGAGCAGUCUGACAUUGCACAUCAGAACGCACACUGGGAAAAAACCAUUUAAAUGCUCAGUUUGCGGUAAAAACUUUUCCCAAAAGAUCCGUUUGACUCAACACAUGAGAACGCACAAAGGAGAAAAACCAUUUGUUUGCUCAGUGUGCGGUAAAAGAUUCUAUCAUAAUGUGCACGCAGUGAGACACAUAAGAACACACACAGGAGAAUAACCAAUCAAUGCUUUACUUAGCUCACAUGUGGCGACAUCCACCCAAACCUACAACCUCAUCAAAAUAAAUUCACUCCGUAUUUCACAAAAAUGUGAUGAGUUCAUCUGCAUAAUCUUAUCUCCUCAUGACCCCAUGUCCUCGGUGUAUCUGAAACUUUCCUGACUAGCAAGAUGGAUGAUACUUGUAGUGCUUGCAACAUAAAUUGAUCAGCCUGAAA